Molecule: messenger RNA, 3231 nt
Organism: Scleropages formosus (Asian bonytongue)
Lineage: Eukaryota; Metazoa; Chordata; Actinopteri; Osteoglossiformes; Osteoglossidae
Gene: ppm1aa
Product: protein phosphatase, Mg2+/Mn2+ dependent, 1Aa
Exons: 5
Coding region: 523-1698 (391 amino acids)
Biological process (GO): protein dephosphorylation
Molecular function (GO): magnesium ion binding; manganese ion binding; protein serine/threonine phosphatase activity
Source: RefSeq, a predicted model, not a curated record
CAACGCACGCCGUUGCUGCGCCGGCGCAUUAGACGCCCCUCUCAGAGCGCGCGCUGUGCCUCAACUGGGGUGAUGAUGUAAUACUUUGGAGCGCACAGCCCGCUGUAUGUACAUCCGGGUCCUCGGCCGUGUCGCUGUUAGCUCUCGAGGCUCGGAACGACUCGGGGAGGCACCGCGGGAGAGCCUUAACAAAUACUCCAGCUUCAGUAAAUGUACAUUGUAGAUAUUUAAAAACGCCGACAGGUCGUGAAGCGUGUCCCCGUGAUGCGCUGUGUACUCGUCCGAAGCGGAGGGUCGUUCUCUUCAUCGAUGUGAAAGCGCCGAACGCCGUUCUUCUUCUUCUUCCCGGUACCACCACCAGUGCUCCGUCUCCAGCUGUCGCCUCUCGGGUCGUUUUGUUCCCGCAGCUGUUCUUCUUGUUCCUGCUCGCGCCCGAGCUCGUGCCGCGGCCAGACUGUGCCGUGUUUAUGACCUUCCUGUACAGCGAAGCUCACUGCGGACUGUGACCAGAGGAAGACCAGAAUGGGGGCAUUUUUGGACAAGCCAAAGAUGGAGAAGCACAAUGCGCAUGGAGAGGGGAAUGGCCUGCGUUACGGCCUCAGCAGCAUGCAAGGCUGGCGGGUGGAGAUGGAGGAUGCGCACACGGCAGUUGUUGGCCUCCCUCACGGUCUGGACACUUGGUCCUUCUUCGCCGUCUAUGAUGGGCAUGCGGGUUCACAGGUGGCGAAAUACUGCUGUGAGCACUUGUUGGAGCACAUCACUAGCAACCCUGACUUCCGAGGGGGAAACCAAGAGCCUUCAGUGGACAGUGUGAAGAGUGGUAUCCGCACAGGCUUCCUGCAGAUCGACGAGCACAUGCGGGCCAUGUCGGAGAAGAAGCACGGUGCAGAUCGCAGUGGCUCCACUGCUGUGGGGGUAAUGGUUUCACCCCGGCACAUCUACUUUAUCAACUGCGGUGACUCACGGGGUUUGCUUAGUCGCAGCGGCAAGGUGCAUUUCUUCACACAAGAUCACAAGCCUAGCAACCCACUAGAGAAGGAGCGCAUCCAAAAUGCAGGAGGUUCUGUUAUGAUCCAACGUGUCAAUGGUUCCCUGGCAGUCUCCCGUGCCCUGGGAGACUUCGACUACAAGUGUGUGCACGGGAAGGGCCCCACAGAGCAGCUGGUAUCACCUGAGCCUGAGGUGUUUGAGAUCGAGAGGUCGGAGCCAAAUGAUGAGUUCAUUGUCCUGGCCUGUGAUGGCAUCUGGGAUGUCAUGGCCAAUGAGGAGCUCUGUGACUUUGUCAGAUCCAGGCUAGAGGUGACAGACGAUCUGGAGAAAGUCUGCAACGAGAUUGUUGACACCUGUUUGUACAAGGGGAGUCGGGACAACAUGAGCGUGGUGCUGGUCUGCUUCCCCGGUGCGCCUAAGGUCUCCCCGGAAGCCGUGAAGAAGGAGGCGGAGCUGGAUAAGUACUUGGAGAGCAGAGUAGAAGAGAUCAUUAAGAAGCAGGGGGAGGAGGGCGUGCCGGACUUAGUCCACGUGAUGCGCACGUUAACAACGGAGAGCAUCCCCAACCUCCCGCCGGGGGGAGAACUGGCCAGCAAACGGAGCGUUAUUGAAGCUGUGUACAACAAGCUCAACCCAUACCGGAGCGAAGACACGGUAAGUAUGGCCUCAUGUGGGGCUGUUCAGAACCGCUUGUGUGUGCCCCUGUGAAUGGGAAGACCAUGUGGUGAUGUCACAUUUCACUUCCUUGGAGAGUUGACUAACAAACUGGUAUUAACCUGGACAGUUCGAUGUGUGAAAUGCCUGCUUUUUUUUUUUCCCCCCAAUUCAUAAAAAUGUACAUUCUUGCUGUCUCUAGUUAAAUAUGCGUACACUGACGUUGACUAAAUUCUGGGUGUCACGUUCAGUGGUUUCCAAUUUGUGGUCAAAUUUGUAUGGUGUCAUUGUUACAUCAGUACUCUCAUUAAUUUUAAAUUCUACUCCCGUUUGUUAGACCAGGAAAUAGUUGAUAUGUUUCUACAUUUUUGCUCAAACUCCUACAUGAGCCUGAUGCAGCACAUGUGCUACUGAAAAUUCAUACCCAGCCAAGACCCAGCAGCCACUCUGGGUCCAUUGGACCCUCCCAGGGCUCUGUUUGAAACUCUGCAGAUAAGGCUGGGUGAGGUCCCUCCCAUCCAGCUUCCAUUCAUGCAAAGCAUGAGGCUGACUAGUAAUUGCAUCUCCACGAGGCAGAGAUGUUAAGUUGUAAUAUACUUGAACUGUUUAGCCUUUUUAAAGAUAAGGCUGUAGAAUAUUGUCUUCCAGUUGUAUAAUCUUGUCAUGGAUACUCUCGGUCAGAAAAAGCCGAAUUAAUCACAGUUCAUUUAUUUGUCUUUGUCGUCAUCAUCUGUGUUUGUGCGUGAGUGUAAUGUAGAUAAAUGGUAUAACGCACUCUCCUAACAGGUCAUUUAUAUCAUUAGUGUCUUGCAAAAGCCAGAGUGAAUUAUGAACAGCAUCCUACAGAUGAGCUGUCUAAGACCUGUGGUGCUCAGUGUCUCGUGUUGCGGGAUGAAGAGCAUGUGGUAGGUUGACCUGGCUGGCUGUGAUCGGACGGAGGUGGAGUGUGACGUGAUUUGAUAGUUGACUCAGAGGUAGUUUUGCACCACCUGUUGCCACAAACUGCUAAGGACUUUGUCACCGAGCACUUUUGAAAGAUGUCUAACUAAAUUCUUUUAAUCUGAGCCUAUGUAAAACGUUAUUCAAGUGAUAAAUAAAACUUACUUUUCAGCAGGUAAAUUAUUAGCGAAGAGCCUAGCUAUCAUUUCAAAAACACGAGUAUUACUUGAGGGAACGUUCUGUAAAGAGUGAGUUUGUCACUGCGUGGAGGCUGUGUCACCUGGGAAACUCCUGCCUUGGUCCUGCAUGAUUUUGGACACUCCUGCAAUGUGCAGCAUCCAGCUCCACUUUCCCAGCUGCUGCUGGUCACCCACUCUCUCUCCCCAUUCUAGUCUGGGGCGUCCAGUGACAGCUGUGGACCCUCCCGACUCUAAAGGGCCUCUCCUUCCUUCUCUUUGCCAAGGACUCCGCUUCGGCCGACGACAUGUGGUAGCUCAGCCUGGCGCAACACGGGGUUUACUAACAGGCGCACCCAGCAAGACCCCGGCUCGGCAGCCCCCCCUCUGUCUGCCGUCAGUCCCUCAGAGGCUCUGUUUGAAAGGAGGGAGUAAAGGCUGGGUGGGAGGUGCUCUCAUCUCUACCCCCCCC